GGUUUCUCUACUAUGAGGACCUUGUUAGCUGUGUUUCUAAGGCAGAAGCGGAUGCAGUAAGCUUGAUUGUCAAGAAUACUGUCUGUAUGUUUCUACCAGAGGCUUUAGUUACCAUAACUGGUGGUUUCAGGAGAGGGAAGAAGGUUGGACAUGAUAUAGAUUUUUUGAUCACCAAUCCAGGACCAAGAGAAGAUGAUGAACUUCUGCAUAAAGUUGUUGACUUAUGGAAAAAGCAGGGCUUACUCCUAUAUUAUGAUAUGGUUGAAUCAACAUUUGUAAAGGAACAGCUACCAAGCAGAAGCAUUGAUGCCAUGGAUCAUUUUCAGAAGUGUUUUGCAAUUUUAAAAUUGCAUCAGCCAAGAGUAGACAACAGCAGUUACAACACAUCAAAAAAAUUUGAUAUGGCAGAAGUCAAAGACUGGAAGGCAAUCCGUGUGGAUCUGGUCAUAACUCCCUUUGAGCAAUAUGCAUAUGCUCUGUUAGGCUGGACAGGCUCCAGGCAAUUUGGACGUGAUUUACGCAAGUAUGCUACUCAUGAAAGGAAGAUGACAUUGGAUAACCAUGCCUUAUAUGACAGGAGAAAGGUACU
Molecule: messenger RNA, 589 nt
Organism: Phaethon lepturus (White-tailed tropicbird)
Lineage: Eukaryota; Metazoa; Chordata; Aves; Phaethontiformes; Phaethontidae
Product: DNA nucleotidylexotransferase-like
Exons: 4
Biological process (GO): double-strand break repair via nonhomologous end joining
Cellular component (GO): nucleus
Molecular function (GO): DNA binding; DNA-directed DNA polymerase activity; DNA nucleotidylexotransferase activity
Source: RefSeq, a predicted model, not a curated record